UUCUCGCCCGACUCGAUGCACUCGAGUUAGCUUGCUCGGCACGUUCAUACGAAUUGUUUCCAUUCUGAAUGUGGCAUUUUGUAUACCCGGCGUGCAGAAGGAUUAUCAUAGCACAGACAGAAUACUGCGCUCAUUGACUGGACAUCUUCAUUUUAUUAACUUAAUUUAUUAGCCCAAAAUUAUAUUAAGCCUAUUAUAACAUUGAGAUAUAAUAACUGCAUAUCUGUUAUUGCAGCCCCUGUAAUAAACGGUCCGGUCUUCUGUCUAUGAUCUCAUCCCCGCCUAGAUGAUAGGAGGAAAGAGAGGAGGGACGUAAACAUAUUAUACAGAGCACUCUUCAGUAAAUCCACGGUUCUCUUGUGUCUGUCUUCGCGAGUGAUCAUCUGAAAUGGCAACCAGUGUAAAGAGGCCGUCCCUGGGUCCGGUCCCUCCCCCCAGGAAGAAGUCCAACCCCAAGUCAGAGCUCACUGAGGAGCUGAAACAGGAGAUCAGAGAGGCCUUUGAACUGUUCGACACCGACGCCUCCGGAUACAUCGAUGUCAAGGAGCUAAAGGUUGCUAUGAGGGCGCUGGGGUUUGAGCCGAAGAAAGAGGAGAUUAAGAGGAUGAUAACAGAGGCGGAUAAGGACGAAACAGGAAAGAUCUCCUUCUCUGAUUUCCUCACCGUCAUGACUCAGAAGAUGGCUGAGAAGGAUUCUAAGGAGGAGAUCCUGAAAGCAUUCCGUCUGUUUGAUGAUGAUGAGACGGGGAAGAUCUCCUUCAGGAACCUGAAGAGGGUCGCUAAGGAACUGGGAGAGAGCCUGACUGACGAGGAACUGCAGGUGAGGAGAUGAUCGAGGAGGCAGACAGGGAUGGAGACGGAGAGGUGAACCAGGGAGAGUUCCUCCGCAUCAUGAAGAAGACCAGCUUGUACUGAGACUAGACCAGGGUGUUGUGGGGUGGAGGAUGAUGUUGGGGACAUACAGGGGCAGAGGAGACUAUGGUUUGGUUUUACAUGUUAUGUACUAGUCAAGUCAUUACUCAGUUAUCCAGGCUUGUCCUAGUUUAAUUAGACAACUUCCUUUUCUUGUCUCCUUCCUUAUCUCCUUGCUGUCACGACCUUUCAUCAGUUGGAUAUUCUUUAUAGCUCUUCUCUUUCUCUUAGUUAGAAUGCUGGUAGAGUCCCAAAACAGUGCUUUCAUCUAUCAAUGCCCUGUUUCACAUUUCACAUGUGUCAUCGUGAAGGUUACUGGGACAAGGGAAGGAAGCUCUUUAGGAUGCCUAGGGUCUAUCCCUAGACAUUCCCUCCAACACUCACCUCGUCUACCCCUAGUCACCCCCUCCCCUCCAACACCCCCCUCCUCUACCCCUUGGCACCCCCUCCCCUCCAACACCCCCCUCCUCUACCC
Molecule: messenger RNA, 1387 nt
Organism: Oncorhynchus mykiss (rainbow trout)
Lineage: Eukaryota; Metazoa; Chordata; Actinopteri; Salmoniformes; Salmonidae
Cellular component (GO): myosin II complex
Molecular function (GO): calcium ion binding
Source: RefSeq, a predicted model, not a curated record